UGUUUUAACCGUCUGCGGCGGAGCGGCUGGUGACAGUAGCACGUUUUACCCCCGCCCUCGUGUAAUCUGUCUUUGUAAAUCUCCCUGGUGUUUCCUGGCCUCGCGCUGCGAGCUCUCCCGCUGGCGGGUAUCGUACAGCGCUGACCCGGGAGAAGCUCAGCGCGGGGGAUGUCUGAAAGCUGGAAGGAACAGCAGCAGUCGGACGGUGUCCAAGCAGGCAACGAUGAGGUACCCGCUGGCUUGGGGUGGCUUUUCGUUGGGGAACUUUUGCUUAACCUGGCGCUGCUGGCCGUGGUGGCUUACGGAGCUUUCCGAAUAUAUGUGCGCUGGAGAGGGCCAGGGGUCACCUCCACUCUGCCCCGCAUGAAGCGGAGAGACUUCAGUUUGCAGCAACUACGAGAAUACGACGGAACGCUAAACCCGCGCAUCCUUCUGGCUGUCAAUGGAAAAGUGUUCGAUGUGACGCAGGGGAGCAAGUUUUAUGGCCCUGAGGGCCCCUAUGGAAUAUUUGCUGGCAGGGAUGCUUCUAGAGGACUUGCAACAUUUCGUCUAGAUAAAGAAGCACUUAGAGAUGAAUACGAUGACUUGUCAGAUCUCAAUGCUGUACAAAUGGAAAGUGUUCGGGAAUGGGAAAUGCAAUUUAAAGAAAAGUAUGAUUAUGUAGGUCGACUGCUUAAACCAGGUGAAGAGCCGUCUGAAUACACAGACGAAGAAGAUGUACGGGAUCAUACAAAACAGGAAUGAACUUUUACUACCAAAGUCGGGGGCCUUUCAGAAAUUGUAGCCUCUUAUUCCCCAGCAUAGAAAACAAUGACCUUUUUGGCACUGUUUGUGCUGCACACAAUUCACCAGAUUUUGUACCAGAAUAUAAUAAUGUAUAAUAGUGCUAAAGAUUUUAAUACUGGGCGUUAAGAUCUCAACUGCCAUACACUCAUUUCUUUCCUUACCCUUCAAGCAAUUUUUUUUGUGAUUAGACCAUGUUGCUAAGAUGAUCCUGGAAUACUAUGUUUUAAAAUAAGUCUUGCUAUAGAUGUCUAUAUUUUAUGUUUAAAGUGAUACCAUUGUAUUUACAGGCUAUUGAAAUCCAGCAACUGUUUUAACUGUUCUGCUGCCUAAUGUCAACCAUGUAUGAUCAAUGUUGGUGACAAGGCUGGCAGUGCAGAAGAGAGAGACCCUGUUUGAACAGCAUUUCUUAUUCAUGCAGUUUUCUGGUUCUUCUCUAAUAGGUGCAUACUUUGAGAGCCUUUGCCGAUUUUCUUCCCCUGUCUUUGUCUUACUUAGUCUGCACUAGAUAAACCAAUGUUCACGCCUAAAUAUCAUAUUUUGUAUGUAGACAUCCUGGUCUGUUUCAGUUUUUGAACUCCAUUCAGAAAAUACCCACAAUGGUCAGGCUUAGUUAAUUGCUUCACUGCCACAAGGAUUGUAAAUAUAUUGCAGAGUUAGCCCUUCUGGCAGAGAAGGAACAGGUCUUUUUCCACUUAAGUCUGCACUCCUUUAUUCAAAUCAUUUUGCAUCCCUUUGCUGCUGCAGUGGUCUGGAAUACCAACCAAUGAAUAUAUUCAGAUCUCUACAGCAGCAAAGCUGUUAUGUGUGCCUUAAUUCUCUUCUAAAGACUUGAAUUGCUUUAAGGGAAAAUACCCCAACAUGUAUUAGUUUAAAGUCACUACAAGCAGCUUUGAUACUGAAGUUGAUGUGUUGUAUUGACUGGAAAACCUUGUUAUUCUUUGUAAUUAGAAUGAAAAAGGAAUCUUCAGUGUUACUGCCAUAUAAAUGAUUAUCUACAUAAAGGUAGCAUUAGAAUGGACAAUAGCAUCUCCCCACAUCAAUGCUUUAUUUUGCUUAAAAAGAGUCUAAUUUUGUUUAUGUGGUGGUGUAGUGUGUAUGUAUGUAUAUGUGUGUAUGUGUGAGGGAGUGUGAAAUAUUUUCUGCAAAUACUGUAAAUAUGGGUACAAUUUUAAUAAAGCAUGUACAAUAAACCAAAA
Bombina bombina (fire-bellied toad) is the source of this 1982-nucleotide messenger RNA. It is a transcript of the gene PGRMC2, whose product is annotated as progesterone receptor membrane component 2. NCBI's taxonomy places the organism in Eukaryota, Metazoa, Chordata, Amphibia, Anura, Bombinatoridae. Gene Ontology annotation, cellular component: endomembrane system; membrane. The transcript has 3 exons. The coding region runs from base 169 to 744 and encodes 191 amino acids. The record is from RefSeq and is a predicted model, not a curated record.